UUAUCAUAAUUCAUAAGAGGGAUUUCUCGUGAAAAGAAAGGGGCUCACAGGCCAAUAAAGCCCAUAAUUUCCCCUCACCAUUACACCAUUAUUCAAGCUUGUUUGCCUCAUUAUUUAGUCUUCCACUUUCUUCUUCUUCUUCCACUUCCAUUAAUUCUUAAAGUCUUCAUCUUUUUUAAUUCCUUCUACAUUCUCAUAUUAAAUUUCUGGGCUUUCUUCUCUUGUUUUUAAGGUUCAACCUUUUCGAUCAAUAUUUCUAUUUUUAGUAAGUGUCGAGAUCAAUGAAUUAUGCUAAUUACUUUGUCUUUUUUAUUCACAAUUCGCUCAAAAUGAUUGACAUAAAUUUAUGUCUAGAUUAUUAGUUUAGAUGACUAACAAUCAUUUUUUAUGUGUUGAAUCAUCUCGUCUAUCAUUUAUACAUCAUUAUUAUAUAUUACACAAUUUGAAAUGAACAUAUUUUUUUAUCAAAUUAUCAUGACCCGUUAGGCAGACUCGUGCUUAGAUUUCCUUCUUACUCCAUAGACUACAUUACAUGAAUUAAAAUGGUUCCUUUUUCUCAUAAAUUUUCCCAAGGUCCUAAUGGUUUUACCUAAGAUCCUGAAUUAUCCUCCUAUAAUAUGAGUCUUUUUCUACUGAUUUAAAGUGGGCAAACCUAGUUUUUGUUUUUUGAAAUGCUAGUUUGUGUUAGAGGUGUUCUGCUUUGUGGGUCUGAAUUAAAACAAAAUCCCAGAAAAAAAAAAGAAGGAAAUUUAGGAUUUUUGAGAUGGAUUCCUAUUGUGCUACAUUUGGAACAAGUACUCAUAUGUCAAGAAAUGGGCUGCAAGAGAAAGAAAGUGGAUUUUUGGGGGACAGAAUUAGAGGAGGAUUGAAAAGCAAUGUUUUAUUUAAUAAGUUGCCUAAAAGCUUGAAAAAUGAUCAAAGAUGUAGGAAGAUUAAGUCUGGGGUUGCUGUUUCUGUCUUGACAUCAAACAAUUCCACUGAGACCCUUAUUAGAGAGACACCCAUUUUCGAAAGGCGAAGAGCUGAUCCAAAAAAUGUCGCAUCGAUCAUAUUGGGAGGAGGUGCAGGAACUCAGUUAUUUCCUCUUACCAGCAGAACUGCAACACCUGCUGUUCCUGUGGGAGGAUGCUACAGGCUUAUCGAUAUUCCGAUGAGUAACUGUAUCAAUAGUGGUAUAAACAAGAUAUUCAUAUUAACUCAGUUCAAUUCUGCUUCUCUUAAUCGCCACAUUUACCGUACUUAUCAUGGGAAUGGUAUCAACUUCGGAGAUGGAUUUGUCGAGGUUUUGGCAGCUACACAAACACAAGGUGAAACCGGAAAGAACUGGUUCCAAGGAACGGCUGAUGCUGUCAGGCAAUUUAUAUGGUUGUUUGAGGACGCAAGGAAUAAGGAAAUCGAAAAUAUUCUGAUAUUGUCGGGCGAUCAGCUGUAUAGAAUGGACUAUAUGGAUCUUGUGCAGAAUCACAUUGAUAGAAACUCUGAUAUCACAAUUUCUUGUGUUCCUGUGGGUGAGAGCCGCGCAUCAGAUUAUGGGUUGAUGAAGAUAGAUAGCAGAGGCCGGGUUGUCCAUUUCUCGGAGAAACCUAAGGGACAAGACUUACAAGCAAUGAGAGUGGACACACAAAUCCUAGGCUUAUCUAAAGAAGAUGCAAUGAAGAAUCCUCACAUUGCAUCCAUGGGAGUUUAUGUGUUUAAGACAGAAGUUCUACUCAAGCUUCUGACACAGACAUACCCAAGAGCCAAUGACUUUGGGUCUGAAAUUCUUCCUGCUGCUGUUAAAAACCAAAAUAUUCAGGCAUAUCUGUUCAGAGACUACUGGGAGGAUAUUGGAACCCUCAACUCAUUCUUCGAAGCUAAUUUGGCCCUCACUAAAGAGUCGCCAAGGUUUGAAUUUUACGACCCAAAGACACCCUUUUUCACGUCCCCUCGGUUCCUUCCACCAACCAAAAUGGACAAUUGCAAGAUCAAGGAUGCCAUUAUUUCGCAUGGAUGUUUCCUGCGAGAAUGUAUAGUUGAGCACUCGAUUGUGGGAGAGAGGUCUCGUUUGGACUCUGGCGUAGAGCUUAAGGAUACCUUGAUGAUGGGUGCAGACUACUAUCAAACCGAACCUGAGAUUGCAUCGCUUCUGGCGGAGGGUAAGGUGCCAAUUGGGAUUGGGCGGAACACAAAAAUCAGGAAUUGUAUCAUCGACAAGAAUGCAAAGAUUGGCAAAGACGUGAUCAUUACCAAUAAAGAUGGUGUCGUAGAAGCAGAUCGUCCAGAGGAAGGGUUCUAUAUCCGAUCAGGAAUCACAGUCAUAGUGGAGAAGGCAACAAUCGAAGAUGGAACUGUCAUAUAAAAAGCUUUCGAGUUCAACUGUCAAAAAUUCGUAAAACAUAAAGCUCAAAAAGGACAUUGGUCUGAAAGGCUCGAGCAAACGUUACAUCAAAGGCGAAAGAAAAGCAAAGGAAUACAAGAAUGAGCUGCAAGGGAUCAUCUAGUACUGUCAUAUGUAGGACUAUGGACCAGCUUGGGUAAAGUAGGGAGGAAGAUUAAGCUGGUUUUAUGCUAUCUAUUAUAAUACUACAACUAAAUAGCUCCAUACUAUCUAUAGAGAGUUCUUUGGUUAGUAAGUUAUAAAUGUAAACCAAAUAUGGAAAUCUUGUAUCAAACUUUUGUUUAUACAUCAAUAAAAGUCGUGUACUAAGGGUUAUGGUUAACUA
Molecule: messenger RNA, 2702 nt
Organism: Amaranthus tricolor (Joseph's coat)
Lineage: Eukaryota; Viridiplantae; Streptophyta; Magnoliopsida; Caryophyllales; Amaranthaceae
Product: glucose-1-phosphate adenylyltransferase large subunit 1-like
Exons: 14
Coding region: 764-2338 (524 amino acids)
Biological process (GO): glycogen biosynthetic process
Molecular function (GO): glucose-1-phosphate adenylyltransferase activity
Source: RefSeq, a predicted model, not a curated record